CCUCCUAAAAGAAAAUCAAAAGCUAAGAAAAGUAAGCAAACGAUGAGAAGUGAAAUAAUAACAGAACGAAGAUCCAAAGUACCAAAAGAAAGAGUGCUACCUCUCUCUCUCUCUCUCUCUCUCUCUCUCAUUACUCCAUUGCAUCACUUGGUUUUUUUCAUUUUUACCAUUUUCAUACCUUCGUUUAUAGUCCCAUUUUCUCAGUCUAAGCCUUUAGCACCUGUUAAUUUCAUGGUCCCAUUGUUCAUGUUCAUGUUGAUGUUCAUGGGGAUUCCAAAGGCAAGGCUGCUAGACAAUCAGCUUCCACCACCACAAAUUUGGACACCGCCCGCAAUAGUGGUGGACGCAAGCAGUAGCAGCCGCUACACGCAUACAUCAAUCGAGACACUGGUGGUGGUUUUAGCAGUGAUCACAAUAGUAGGUGUGAUUGCAGGGAUUGUAGCUCGGUUAUGUGGUGGAAGGCAUCUUGGUGCUGAGCAUGAUAUUGAAGGAUGGGUUGAGAGCAAGUGCAGGAGUUGUAUUGAUGGUGGAGUUCCACUGGAACCUUCCCCUGCAGCACCACAAUCCAAGCCAGCUGCAACAACGGAAGAAGCAAAGAAGUGAAAUUAUAUGGAUCACACCAUAAAUUAUAUAUAUUUAUAUAAUUAUAAGAGGCAGCAGAACUACUACAAGAAACUAAAUUUAAAGGUGAGGUGUAAUCCCAUGCUCAUUUGUUAAUCGUUAAUCAUAGGGAAUAUAUAUGGGCUUAUUACCAUUCACUAUAUGUGCUUGAUGAGGGUAACAUAGUUUUAUUGUACGUAAGAGUAGGAGCUGUACUACAAAUUUAGUAGAGAGGGUAUUGAGUUUUUACCCAUGCGUCACAAGGUUGAAACUUCCUUGCCUACUAAAUUAUUGUAAUAGUUUCGAACCACU
This is a messenger RNA of Pyrus x bretschneideri (Chinese white pear), 912 nucleotides long. RefSeq lists its product as uncharacterized. Bases 43 to 603 code for a protein of 186 amino acids. Lineage: Eukaryota; Viridiplantae; Streptophyta; Magnoliopsida; Rosales; Rosaceae. The record is from RefSeq and is a predicted model, not a curated record. The transcript has a single exon.